GUAAGUUUCAGGAGUUUUUCACAGCAGAACCAGACAGCACUGGAAUGAAGUUUCUGUGAGGCGGCUCUGAGCUGAUCAGAGGAGAGGGAGAAAAGCAGGAGGACAAGUUAUUUACCCCGUCAUCCUUGUUGGAGGUCGCCAUGUUUUCCCUGUCGGAGCUGGUGCCUCUGAACCAGCAUCAGUGCAGGUCUAAACUGCUGAAGCCCUGGUGGGAGGUCUUCAUGGACUACCUGGUGGUCUUGAUGCUGUUGGCAUCUGUCUUAGCUUGUACUGAGCAGCUGUCCAGGGACCGAGUGGUGUGUAUUCCCUUGGAUCCACUUGUCACUAUAAAUACUAGUGAUAGAGAGGAUGUGGCACUGGCUCCUUCUUCAAAGCCCCCAACCCACAUUCCACGCGAUGUCAGCCCAAAGCUUCCUUCUACAGCCCGGGGUCGACGCACGCAUCUGGUCUACCAGCAGUACGUUUACAUUAGCCAGGUGUGCUACCAUGAGGCUUUGCCUUUGUGCUCCCGCUUCUUCCCCUACAUGGCCUUGCUGCAGUCUCUAGUACUGGUAGCCAGCGGCUUCUUCUGGCUCCAUUUCCCCCACACCUCCGCCCGCAUAGAGCACUUCCUGGCCAUCUUGGCAAAAUGCUGCGAGUCACCCUGGACAUCUCAGGCCCUGUCACAUGCUGCCCGUCAGGAGAACAUCCAAGACAAGGAGGUGAUGGAGGAGAGACGUCCACCCCAACAUCCUCCUUCUUCAACUUCAUCUUCACCCCCGGUGACCCGCACGAGACGAUCAAGCUCAGGCUCGGAGUCACACAGCCCGCUUUUGAAGAGGUCAGAUAAUGCAUCCUCAGCCACCCCUCCUUCCCCGUGCCCUUCCACCCUCUCCUGUAACUCCACCAUGUCAACUAUGUCCCUCGACUACCCGGUGCAUUUUCCUUCUUCAAAGCCCUCACUCAUGGUUGACAGUCCCAGGCAGGUAAUCAGUCUGGAUAAAAGUGAUAGGGAACAGGCCAGGGCGCUGUUCGAAAGGGUGCGGAAGUUUCGGUCCCACUGCGAGAGCUCAGAUGUCAUCUAUAAGGUCUACUUGGCUCAGACAAUAUUCAAAUUGUUGAUGGUAAUGCUGAUCGUGAGUUACACCAUCCCUCUUCUCAGCUCCUUCUCCUUCACCCACACCUGUCACCCUAAGGAGCAUGCCUUGGUGGGCUAUAUUACCUUUGAGUGUAUCCAUGUGCUCUCCUCCCUUCUACACAAACUGCUGGUUACUUACCUGGCCCUACUGGGGCUGUACGGCCUGCUGAACUUUUACACCAUCAUUUGGAUUUUACACAGCUCUCUACGGCAGUAUUCCUUUCUCUCACUGAAGGAGGUGUGCUCCCUGAGAGAUGUUCCUGACCUGAGGAAUGACCUGGCCUUCCUUUUACACAUGUUAGACCAGUACGACCCUUUGCUGGCCCAGCGUCUGUCUGUUUUUUUGUCCCCUGUCAGUGAGAGCAGGCUGCUGGAGGAAAGCUUGGAGAGGCACUGGGGGGAGGAGAAGCUGCGUGCCAUGACGAGUGUGGAUGCAGAAGGCUGCUCCAGACUGCAGCUGGUGGCCCUGCCUCGCCUCCCUCCAGCCCUCUUCACCCUCAGCCAGCUUCAGGUCCUCAAAUUGGAACUCAUCACAGAUGCCAGGUUUUCUGCACAGGUGGCCAACAUGACCUCACUCAGGGAGCUCCACCUCUAUCACUGCACUGCAGCUGUGAAUCCCAGUGCACUUACAGUCUUCCAGGAACGUCUGGAGAUCCUCCACCUCACGUUUACUCAGGUGUCAGAAAUCCCCAGCUGGGUCCUUUCCCUCCGCAGCCUACAUGAGCUCCACCUCUCUGGCCGCCUAAGUAAUGAUGGUGGGGUGGGCCGCAGCUGGGCAUUGGGGAGCCUCCGACAAUUACGUCACCUCCGUGUGCUGGUGAUUCGAGGAAUGUUACAGCGGAUCCCUGGGGAGCUGUGUGAGGUGGCAGGCAGCUUGGUGAGGCUGGAGAUCUACAACGAGGGCACCAGGCUGCUUGUACUGACAGGCUUGAAGCGGAUGGUGGACCUGACAGAGCUGUUGCUGCAGGACUGCCAGCUAGAGCGAUUGCCUUCUGCCCUGUUGGCGCUCACCAACCUGCGGACACUCGACCUACAGCAUAAUAACUUGAGAACUCUGGAGGAACUGCUCAGCCUGGCUCACCUGAGACGUCUUUCUUGCCUCAGACUUGCCUAUAACCGUGUUCUGGCAGUGCCGGCCAGUGUUGGUGUGCUGCGAGGCUUGGAACUCCUAGAUCUAUCCAACAACCAACUACAGAGCCUGCCCCCAGCCCUUUUCACUCUUCGCCGCCUUCGAAGGCUCUUGCUGGCAGGUAACCUGCUAGAGGAGCUGCCUGCAGAGGUAAAGGCACUGCAGCUGCUUACAGAGCUGGACCUCAGUGGGAACAGGGUAGAUAGUCUCCCCCCUGAGCUAUUCAAUAGCUGUUUGGAGCUACACAUCCUUAAUGUGGCUUACAACUCUCUUAGUUCAUUACCCAGGGCAAUUUCAGCUUUAAGUCAGUUGUGCAGGUUGGACUUGCGCAGUAACAGUCUAGAGGAACUGCCAACUGAAUUGGGCUGCUGCUCAGGGCUGCGUGGAGGUGGUCUCCUGGUGGAAGACUGGCUGUUUCUUUCUUUGCCUCCCCAUGUCAGAGACUUCCUAAGCCGUUCUUGUCCCCAGUCUGGUACAUCCUCAGAGGGUUAUUCCCGGCCAGAGUCCGACAGUUUUCCAUAUUUCUCUCCUACACAGUGGAGCUUCUCUUCUGCUCUGGAAUCACAGAUAUAAAACUAAUUACUAUAUAUUACUGCUAACAGUAUCCUAACACUAGUGUUCUGCUAGUGAGGCCUUUUUGUACCUAAUGAUAUAUUGUGAUACUUUGAAAUAAGUUUUUUUUAGCUUUUCUUUAAAAAUGUAGUUUUCCUUUUGGUCCUGUGACCAACAAGCACCUUGACUGUGAGGCCUAAACAAUCAUCAUUGCUGAAUUUAUAUUUGUUGCUAUUCCACACAUAGUGUCAACAAUGGCUUGCAGGAAGAUUAAAAAUAGGCAUUUGCAAAUUUACAAAACAAUGAGCUGAAUAAAACAAAGUUACACUGAGUAUAAAUGAUUUGUCGUUAAUGGCCUAAAACAUGCUAAAUACACCACCACUAUAAAUCUCAGUUCUAUUUUAAAAUCUUUACAGAAAUUGUUGCUCUACUGUUGACAUCUUGUUAUUGCUGGAAUGCACCAUGAAAGAGGAAACUGUCUGCAUCUGUUGUAUGGUUGAUAAUGGUUAUUAAGGGGAAAUAACAUUUUAAUCAGAAACAUUCACAAAGGUAAUAUUUUUUGCAGGGCUGUUUCUCUAUAUAUCUUUCCAAAUGAUAAUAACAGAUUUUAAAGGACAGUACCACCCCAACCAAAUCAUGUUCACUUUGCUGAGAUAUAGAAGUUUCUGCUGCCGUACCACCAGGCUGCAAGGCAACUUUCCACCCCAGCCUGCAAACUCAAAUACCUCCUUACUGCUCCAUUGAAUAUAGUUCAUUUAUGUUUACCAUUUUAUAAUUGCUCUUGUAUUGCUGUAUAUUGUCUACUACUUAGUAGAAGUGAGUUAGACACUCAA
Messenger RNA from Micropterus dolomieu (smallmouth bass), 3631 nucleotides. RefSeq names its product volume-regulated anion channel subunit LRRC8D. Lineage: Eukaryota; Metazoa; Chordata; Actinopteri; Centrarchiformes; Centrarchidae. The record is from RefSeq and is a predicted model, not a curated record. Bases 141 to 2819 code for a protein of 892 amino acids. The transcript has 6 exons. Gene Ontology annotation, molecular function: protein binding.